This is a messenger RNA of Trichosporon asahii var. asahii CBS 2479, 1017 nucleotides long. RefSeq lists its product as uncharacterized. The transcript is spliced from 4 exons. The coding region runs from base 1 to 1017 and encodes 338 amino acids. NCBI's taxonomy places the organism in Eukaryota, Fungi, Basidiomycota, Tremellomycetes, Trichosporonales, Trichosporonaceae. The record is from RefSeq and is a predicted model, not a curated record.
AUGCUGAAGAAGCUUAAGAGUGCUCAGGAGGCGCUGAAGACGCUCGUCCUCGAGUCUACUUCGGAGCGCAUCCAACGAGCGUCACGCACCCUCGCUGACUCACCCAUCCCUACGUAUCUGGGACCGGGCAAUAUCGGAUUCGGCGUCACCGUUGGAUCAGAGCCUUCAGCGAAUUUCUUUGCAUUCACCUGCGCACGCUACGGGCGCGCGCGUGAAGAAGGCUGGACAGGGUCAGCAGAAAGCUCCUAUUUGCCGAGGUUUGCGAUGCGACAGUUUGUGGGGAAUGGAGAAGAGGGCCGGUCCCAGGCUCCAUGCUGUGCCAUGGCUGCUGGGCCGGGCAAUUCACCUGCGCGUGCGGCAGCAACAACUCAUCGACAUGGUGCCGCAUACGCGGGCCGAGCGGCGAUCAGCGCGAAUGUCGCAAAUACCGCCAUGUACACCGAAUGGCAAUGGUGGACCGGCCGACGUGGUACCGGCCGCAUUUGUCAGAGACAUUACGGUACAAUGGCUAGGAAUGCGGAGGAGAAGGACCGGCUGACCGCCGCUCUCGAUAAGGUCCUGGAGAAGGCCACUUGGGACUGGAAUGACGCCUAUCUCAAGUCGCAACUGGCCAAGAAGGUCACGGCCAUGGGCAUCACCGCCGUUGGGGCGUCGGCCAAGCGCGUCUACGUCAAGAAGGGCCGAGACGCCGACCGUGGACCAGCUGGCGGACUUGGCUUCCCUUCGCUGACAGGUGUCGGUUUGCUCUGCACGUGCCGUUACGGGACCUUGGCUCGGGCGAAUAACGCCGAGGAGAAGCGCGCCCUGAGCCGCUGCCUUGCUGUGGUCUGCGUGUCCACAGCGCAAGGAACACUCAAGGUCGCCUUCGCCGCUGCUGCUAAGGCUGAGGGCAUCAAGCUAAGCGCGACUGGUCCUCCCCGGAAGACGAAAAGUGCCGUUACAGCACAGCCUAGGCCUAAUGCUCCGCCCAAGUCCAAACUCCAGCUGAAGACUGUUCCGAAGGCCAAGCCAGUUUGA